AUUGGUCGUAUCAUUUCUCAUUGUAGGAUCAGUAUACAAAUUGCCCCGAGUUUAUAUGUGUAUAAUUAACAAUAGAAGUUUCGUUUUACAAUAAGAAUUUGUGAUUAACGACUCAUAAAAAAUAUAAUUGCCUUUAAUUUGUGAAAUGUUCCCUGACGUAACUUCAAAGUCACGUAGAACAAGAAUUAAAGUAUGACUUAACCUAAAUUUUUCGUCCUUAAAAGCCAGUUGGAAAAAUAAUUUCAUCCUACAAUCGUGUUCGUCAGUUAAAAAUUCAACUUAAUAUUUCAUAAAAAUAAAAAUUUGCAUUCAGUUAAAAGUACUUUGUGAUAAUUUUAAUGUUAAAAGUGACAUAUUGUAAGGAACCUAACCUAACAUAUUUGUGGAAUUUGAUCUUCAAGUCUUCAUAUUUAACUAAUUUAUCAUUAGCGUAUGUCAAAAUCAAUUGAAAUUGACUUCAAGUUUAAUAAAUUUUAAUAAACAUAAUUGAUCAAUGAAUGACACGUGCUUUACAAUUGAACAUUUGUCGCUUUUUUAUUACGUCAGCGUUCAUUUGUAAUAUAAUUGUGCAGGAAAAUGAUAAGAUUAAGGAAAAAAGUCAAUUAACCCCUAUCAGACAAUUAUAAUCGAAAGGUGUGAAAAUGUUGACUCAAAAAUUGAGUAAUCGACGAAUUUUUGUUGAUAUUUUGGCAUUACUAUUUGGACUUGGAGCUUGGAUUGGAAUUAAUGGAAUUUAUGUGCAAUUGCCAUUGUUGGUAAAUAAUGCACCUGAAGGAUGGUCUCUUCCGGCUUACAUGGUGAUGUUGGUGCAAAUUGCCAAUUUGGGACCAAUUCUUUACACCUUGUACAUUAAAUAUUCGUCAUGCAUUGGAGAUCAGACGAUAAUCUACUGUCUCCUGGGAUCCGCGGUGGUAUCAACCUACGCCCUCUCAUCCCUCUACGACAAAACAUCGGGGAUCUUUGGCGAGGAACACUCCACAUUCCUCCUGGGACUGAUGUUCAUCACUGCCGUUGUCGGUUGCACAAGUUCAGUCCUCUUCAUGCCCUACAUGCGAAACUACCGCGAAAUAUACCUAAUAUCAUACCUCGUAGGUGAGGGUUUAAGUGGUUUUAUCCCCAGUAUCGUUGCCCUCAUCCAGGGUGUCGGUGGUAACCCCAAGUGCGUCAACGUCACCAAAUGGAAUUCCACUCUUGAAUUCGAGACCCAUUAUCCCGAACCACGUUUCACGACGAAAACAUUCUUUCUAUUUCUAGCAACCUGUUUGCUUUUAUGUUUCGCCGCUUUUCUAGGACUCAAUAAAUUACGCAUCGCGAAAGGUGAACGAGUACGUCCUCUAGAUUGUACCGAAAAUCUACCAACCGAUAUGAAUGCACCGCCGAGCUAUAAAACAAAUACCCUGUGGACAAUGUCUAGGAGAACUUACAAAAAUCUUCUGAUAAUGAUGGGACUCGUUUGUUUUCUAGGCAACGGAAUGUUACCAAGUAUUCAGUCAUUCUCAUGCUUACCGUAUGGAAAUAUCGCUUAUCAUUUAACAGUGACCCUAUCCUCAAUGGCUGGUCCCCUGGCAAUGUGCUCGGGUUUCGUCAUCAAAAAUCCCCAGAUUAAGAAUCUUCAAGUACUGACCCUACUGACACUGUUGUUAUCAAUCUUCGUCUUCUUUCUCGCACUAAAAUCGCCAAACCCACCGUUACAAUAUUCGUGGCUCGGUGAAAUGAUUGUCGUCAUUGCUUGGGUCGGAGUUUGCGGACUGAUCGGUUUUAUUAAAAUGGGCAUCACAACUUUAUUCCGUCCGGAUCCGGGUAAGGGCCUCUAUUACACCGGGGUCGCCACUCAAGUUGGCUCUCUCAUUGGAGCUUUAAUUACCUUUAGUCUAGUCAAUUAUGUUCGACUCUUUGAAACGUACUCUCCAUGUUCCUUACUUGAGAACCAGUGAUUUUUUUCCAUCUCACUCUAUCAUUUUUAUAGUUUAUCAUUAUACUUUAUAAUUUUUUAGAAUAUUAUGUUUCAAAUUUCGGGAAAUUUUUUACAUAUGACCCACCGGAAAGUAAAACCACUUUUCGGUGGCUUAUAUUGCUUCCUCAUAGAGGAAGGAUUGCAUAUUUUAAAAAUCUAUUGCAAUCUUCUGUUUGGAUUGAAUACUUUGAAUCUUCCUGAAAAAUUUUUCCUGGCUACGAAUUGUCAGGGAAAACAACUUCGAAGGUUAAAAUUUUUUGUUGCCUUUGACUUAAUAUCGAAUGUUAUUUUCCACUUUUUCCGGUGAUAUAGUUUAUAGUGACGUAUUGUGAAAAAACGGCGUAUACUUAAGAUUGAACCAAAAUUAUGAUUUUAGGCCUCCUCCAAAUAAUUUUUUAUUAACUGUACUAUUUUUUAUUAUUACUACUAUUAUCAUUAUUAUUAUUAUUUUUUGUAGUCGGAAGUGGAAAAUCUGCAAAAGUUCAAACGCCUGGAUUAAAUCCAAGAUUUUGUGAGGAUAACCGCUCUUGUUCUGGUCGACCCUCUAAAAACCACUUCCGUCUUACUCUAGACUAUUUUUCAAUCCACGGAACUAUUUAUUACUAGUACUAUUUUUAUUAUUAUUAUUAAUAUUAUUAUUUUUAGUUUUUACUAUUAUUAUUGUUAUUAUUAUAAUUAUUAUUUAUAUUUUUACUAUUACAGGGUGGUCACAAGUUUCAGU
Molecule: messenger RNA, 2675 nt
Organism: Leptopilina heterotoma
Lineage: Eukaryota; Metazoa; Arthropoda; Insecta; Hymenoptera; Figitidae
Product: solute carrier family 52, riboflavin transporter, member 3-A-like
Exons: 3
Coding region: 642-1934 (430 amino acids)
Biological process (GO): riboflavin transport
Cellular component (GO): plasma membrane
Molecular function (GO): riboflavin transmembrane transporter activity
Source: RefSeq, a predicted model, not a curated record